AGUUUUAAAAGUGUGUUAAAAUAAUGCAUGUAUUUUUGGCCGAGUGCGGUGGCUUACACCUGUAAUCCCAACACUUUGGGAGGCCAAGGUGGGCGGAUCACGAGGUCAGGAGAUCGAGACCAUCCCGGCUAACACGGUGAAACCCCGUCUUUACUAAAAAUACAAAAAAUUAGCCAAACAUGGUUGCAGGCGGCUGUAAUCCCAGCUACUCGGGAGGCUGACGCAGGAGAAUGGCAUGAACCCAGGAGGCGGAGGUUGCAGUGAGCCAAGAUCAUGCCACUGCACUCCAGCCUGGGCGACAGCGAGACUCCGUCUCGAAAAAAAAAAAAAAAGUAUUUGUAUCACUGCUACGUUUAAGGUUGUAUUUCAUUGACCAUAAGUCCCACAGGGAAGGAGGAAGUUGUUACUGACUUCCUGUGUGGGGCUGGGCCAGGGUCUCCCCCUGGGUACUGAGUCAUUCUCUGGGGUGGAGUGUCCUGGGCACUGCAGGGUGCUGAGCAGCGUCCCUGGUCUCCACCCACUCCAUGCCAGGAGUUCCCCCAAAACCUGACAACCACAGAUGUCCCCAGACAUCGCCUGGUGUUGAAGGCCAGAAUCAUCACCUUGUUCAGGCCUGUGGGGGCAGGGGGCAGGGUGGUCUGGCCCCGACUCAGCCCACCAACAUCCCCUGGGCCACGAGGCAAGUGGGAAGAAAAAGGAAGUGGUCGGGGGUGUGAGCCACUCAAAGCACGGACAAUUCCCGCUGGGGACAAAGGGAUGGGCUGAACUGGGACACCUGGGUGGGGAGUCGCACUGUACGUGCCCUGGAGAAUCAAGACAGUCUCAGUCACCAUGCCAGCUCUGCCGGGCUGCAGAUGCUGGUUUCAGAAGCGCCCAGCAGCCGAGGAGCUCUGGGGAUGCAGACUUGGCUGGGCUAAGUUUCCAAGGGUCACUUGUGUCUCAUCCGUGGGAAGACCGAGGAAGACCAAGGGAGCCCAGAAGGCCUUGGUGUGGAAUUCUGAGAGCUGAUUCCUGCCUUGUCUUCCCCACACUGUCCCUGGAAGAAUCUGAGAAGAGCAGAGCGGAGGGAGCCCCAGACACGGUCUGCGGGAGAGCUGCGGGGCUUGGUGAGUGUUGCGUGGCCUCUCGGGUUGGUCAGCACCCCCAGCCAGCUGGCCCAGGACCCCUCUACAGAAGCAUUCCAGGAGAGCAGGCGUCACCAAGAUGUCCAACCCCUUCCUGAAGCAAGUCUUCAACAAGGACAAGACAUUCCGCCCCAAGCGCAAGUUUGAGCCGGGCACCCAGCGCUUCGAGCUGCACAAGAAGGCGCAGGCGUCGCUGAACGCCGGGCUGGACCUGCGGCUGGCCGUGCAGCUGCCCCCAGGCGAGGACCUGAACGACUGGGUGGCUGUUCACGUGGUGGACUUCUUUAACCGCGUCAACCUCAUCUACGGCACCAUCAGCGACGGCUGCACGGAGCAGUCCUGCCCCGUCAUGUCGGGGGGCCCCAAGUACGAGUACCGCUGGCAGGACGAGCAUAAGUUCCGGAAGCCCACGGCACUCUCGGCGCCCAGGUACAUGGACCUGCUGAUGGACUGGAUCGAGGCACAGAUCAACAACGAGGACCUCUUCCCCACCAACGUUGGCACUCCAUUCCCCAAGAACUUCCUGCAGACUGUGCGGAAGAUCCUGUCACGGCUGUUCCGCGUGUUCGUGCACGUCUACAUCCACCACUUUGACCGCAUCGCGCAGAUGGGCUCCGAGGCCCACGUGAACACCUGCUACAAGCACUUCUACUACUUCGUCAAGGAAUUCGGCCUCAUCGACACCAAGGAGCUGGAGCCGCUGAAAGAAAUGACCGCCCGGAUGUGCCACUAAGAGCCCCACGGGUCCCCCGGUGCCCGAACCGCCGCUGGGGCCUCGGGGAGACUUGGAGGAGGACGCUCUGGAACCAUCAUCCUGCUUCUCUCCGGCCUGAGCAUCUCAGGGAGACCAGGGGCCGGGCCGCCGGGCAGGUGUCGGUCCUCAGGAGCUCCAGCCCUGGACGGCAGACGCCUUCCUCACCGUCUCGAGCCUCAGUCUCCCGUCUGGGACUAAACGUGAACUCUGUAAUUCUACGUGUUACUAGCGACCGGAAAAGCCCACUGUGUUUCUAAACCACGCCCACUCUCCAGGAGGCUGGAUGGCUUCCAGGCUCACUCCCCGCCCUGGGCGGCUCCCAGGCCCCUAGAACCUCUGCCUCCACCUCGCUGGGGAACCCCCAGGGGUGCUGUGGCCACAGCCCUGCCUGGGCCUGUCUCUCAAGGGCACCCAGCUUGCUCGGCCUCCUACGUGUCUCCCGCUGGGGAGGCAAGAGGCUGAGGGGCUUCCGAGCCCCUGAGAGCGGACAUCUCCCACAGGCCUUUCCUCCUUCUCCCCACUGGAGCCGCUGCUGUCUCUUCACAUACAGGCACAACCUGGACCCAGGCAGCCUCUUUCCUCGCUCCCCAAUUUCUUCCAUUUUUCUACAGAUUUUUUUUUUUUUUAAUACAUACUAGAGACGGGUCUCGCUGAACUCCUGGCCUCAAGUGAUCUCGGCCUCCCAAAGUGCUGGGAUCACAGGCGUGAGCCACCGCGCCCAGCCGUCUCUCUUCCUCAAUGCACUCUGCUUCCUCUGUUCUUCCGAAACAUUGAGCUGACUGUAUCCAGGGUUUCCUGGGCUCUUGGGACCCCACGUCCUGCACCCCAGCUGCUGGCUCAUUUCCUAAGGGCCCCUUUGUGUAUCAUAAAGGGUUUGAUUUUUACAGUCACAUUUACAUCUUGAGGUUUUUAUUUUUUUUUGAACGGAGUCUCCCUCUGUCACCCAGACUGGAGUCCAGUGGCACGAUCUCGGCUCACUGCAUCCUCCACCUCCUGGGUUCAAGUGAUUCUCCUGCUUCAGCCUCCCAAGUAGCUGGGAUUACAGGUGUGCACCACCAUGCCCAGGAAAUUAUUGUAGUUUUAGUAGAGACGAGGUUUCACCAUGUUGGCCAGGCUGGUCUCAAACUCCUGACUUCAGGUGAUCCGCCCACCUUGGCCUCCAAAAGUGCUGGGAUUACAGGCAUGAGCCACUGCACCCGGCCUAACCAGGCUGGAGUGCAGUGGCGGGAUCUCGGCUCACUGCAUGCUCCGCCUCCCAGAUUCACGCCAUUCUCCUGCCUCAGCCUCCCCAGCAGCUGGGACUACAGACGCUUACCACCACGCCCGGCUAAUUUUUUUGUAUUGUAGUAGAGACGGGGUUUCACUGUGUUAGCCAGGAUGGUCUCGAUCUCCUGACCUCGUGAUCCGCCUGCCUCAGCCUCCCAAAGUGCUGGGAUUACAGGUGUGAGCCACCGUGCCCGGCCAAGAAUUUUUUUUUAUCAAUAACAUAGUGAGCUCUCUGCCUCUUCGGAAUGAUGUCUACUUUCCUUAUGACCAACCGAAGCAGGACUCUUCUCUCCCUGGACACCUCUCCACCAGGCUGGAAUCUUCCAGUUCUGCCAGAAUUGGCCUUUCCCAGAUGUUGCAUACUUCCAGUUGAACCCCUUUUGCUGCGUGGCCCCUGGGGCUGCGAGACCAAAAUCCAUGAGUUCUGUGUCCUCUAGACCCUUGGAAGGUGAGAGCAGGGCCCUGAGCAAAGGCAGCCACCUCUUCUCCCUGGCUGAACCCCUGCCACCCUACUCCUCACCAGAAUUGUCAGUGGCCUUUCACCACGGUGGCCCUUCCUGCCUGAGCCCUGCACUGUCCCAGACCACACAGAAGUCUGGUCACCUCUGGGUGCCUGGGAUGGUCACCAAAGAGAAGGAUGCUGUCCCUGUCUCUCCUGGCUUCUGCCAGAUAAUCAAACAAGUGCAAUUAACACACUGUCACUGCCGAGGCCUGAAACUCCCAGGACUUGUCCUCGAUCCUUCCGGAAACCACCAGGUCCGGCUCUUGGAGCCCCCAGGAGAGGGACCUCCCAGCCGAGCCCUCGAAGGACUCCAUGAAAUCAGGAACUGCUUGAUGGAAUGUAUCUCCUUGUACCUGCAAGAUGAAGCCCAAACACCCACACCUCUGUCUCCCCCAGGGCUCGGGAUGUCCCCAGCAGCCCGGCCACGCAGCUUCCCAGGUGGGCUUGGGGAGGUGGGAGCAGGGACCAUCACUGUCCCCUCCACCCUCACUCCAUCCAACCCAGAGACCACCCUCCCCCAGCCAGAUAUGGAAUAAAACUACAGACGCAGACGUCGGAAUAAA
Symphalangus syndactylus (siamang) is the source of this 4209-nucleotide messenger RNA. RefSeq names its product MOB kinase activator 3A (gene MOB3A). Lineage: Eukaryota; Metazoa; Chordata; Mammalia; Primates; Hylobatidae. The record is from RefSeq and is a predicted model, not a curated record.